Musa acuminata AAA Group (dessert banana) is the source of this 2252-nucleotide messenger RNA. RefSeq names its product transcription factor TGA2.3-like. The transcript has 11 exons. Gene Ontology annotation, molecular function: DNA-binding transcription factor activity; sequence-specific DNA binding. NCBI's taxonomy places the organism in Eukaryota, Viridiplantae, Streptophyta, Magnoliopsida, Zingiberales, Musaceae. The coding region runs from base 580 to 1869 and encodes 429 amino acids. The record is from RefSeq and is a predicted model, not a curated record. Gene Ontology annotation, biological process: regulation of DNA-templated transcription; DNA-templated transcription.
CAGCGGCCGUACCCGCGUCGCGAGGGGGUCGCACACGUCCCGCGCUCUCGGCCACCGCCCGUCCGACGCACCCCACGGCACACACAAAAAUACGCCCCAAAGGGGCCUCCGUACCGAUACGCUGACACCCCCCGAGCUCGAAAGCGAUCCGCUUGCAGACACCUCCAGCUUUGUCAUUAUUGUUCGCAGCUGCUAUUAUUAUUAUCACUCCUUCAGAGCUGUGUUCAGACGAUAUCUCCAUUAUUUCCACCCACAUUCCCAUGCAAGCUCAUUAUAUACACAUAUAUCUACUGCACUGAUCUCUAUAAAAGCAUAACUAAAAAGGUUGACGUGAUAGGCACCCUGGAAAUCGUAUUUAAAACUGAUAGAUAAAGGAUGGAUGGAUGGAUGGAUUGAUGGACUGAUUGAUGAUCUCGCUGAUGCGACACCGGGAGUCUCAGUUUAGUGAGAGAAAGGAAAACAAGGAAGCUGCCUUAAUUUCUUGUUUGUGUGUAUUCUCCGUUCCUACUUCUCUGUGCAGAGAAUGCUGAGCUCCCAUAGUCUCCUCUUCCUCCGCUUCCCUUCGUCUCUUCCGCUGCUAUGUACUCUUCUCAUCUCUACCGAGGAGAACAGGCCCCGUCUGGAUUCAACAUCGGCGAUGCUGUUCUCGACCUCACCAGAAGUCCCAUUCUUAGUCCCAAGAGCUCAAGCAAUCUCACUGCUGUCAAUUCCUCACCCCUACACCUGCACUUUGGGGCCAUAAACCAUGCGAGUAUGGCAUCGCUGGACGUGGCUGCUCCGACGGCGGCGGCAGCGACACAUGUGGAUGCUGGCAGGAUGGCGUUCUCGAGAGGACAAAUUGAGAACUGGGGCGACUCUGCGAUGGUAGUGAGCAGCCCAAGAACUGAUACAUCAACCGACGUCGAGAUCGAGGAUAGGACUAAGAUGUUUGGUGGUGUUCAGCAAGGUGCUAUUAUCUGUGCGGAUUCUUCUGCAAUGUCAAAGGGGAAAGCAGGGGAGCAAAAGACACUGCGUAGACUUGCUCAAAAUCGUGAGGCUGCACGAAAAAGUCGCUUGCGGAAAAAGGCAUAUGUUCAACAGCUUGAAAAUAGCCGCGUAAAGUUGAUACAACUGGAGCAAGUUCUGCAGCGAGCACGCCAACAAGGCAUUUUAAUAGCAAGUGGAUUCAUGGGUGACCAUAGUUAUUCAAUUGGAGGAAAUGGAGCCUUGGCAUUUGAUUUGGAGUAUGCAAGGUGGCUUGAGGAUCACCAACGAAGGAUUAAUGAUCUUAGAUCAGCUCUAAACUCUCAAGUCAAUGACGAUGAGCUGCGACUUACUGUCGAAACCUUCAUGGGACAUUAUGAUGAAGUUUUCAGACUUAAAAGCAUAGGUAUAAAGUCUGAUGUAUUUCACAUACUUUCAGGCAUGUGGACAACCCCUGCAGAAAGGUGUUUCAUGUGGUUGGGUGGAUUUCGAUCAUCUGAGCUUCUGAAGAUACUCGUGAGCCAUCUUGAGCCAUUGACGGAUCAACAGCUGAUGGGUUUGUGUAAUCUUCAACAUUCAUCUCAGCAGGCAGAGGAUGCCUUGUCGCAAGGGAUGGAAGCUUUGCAACAAUCUCUUUCUGAAACCCUUGCGUCUGCUUCUCUUGUUCCGGCUGGUGGUGCUGAUAAUGUUUCAAAUUACAUGGGCCAGAUGACUAUUGCUAUGGGCAAGUUGAGCACACUCGAGAACUUCCUUCGCCAGGCUGAUCUUUUGCGGCAACAGACUCUGCAGCAAAUGCAUCGAAUCCUGACAACACGCCAAGCAGCUCGUGCAUUACUGACCAUCAGCGACUACUUCUCUCGCCUGCGGGCGCUAAGCUCAUUAUGGUUGGCUCGCCCGAGGGAUUAAAUACUGCUUUGUGAGUUGAGGACGUGUGACUUGUAGGCUAGGCAAUUUUAUCAAUCGCCAAUUACUUGAAGGAUUUUCUACUAGUGUGAUGUAUCUGUAUAUGAUUGUUGAAAGACAGAUCAUGACCUGAAGUAAUCUACAAUAUUUACUCCGACAAAUGGAGUGUCGUUGUUGGCUGAGAGAUAUGUAAAGGUGGUUUUCUUCGUAAGAAAACAGGUUUGAUCACAUUACUGUUGUAUCAGUCUUGAAAAUAGUUUAAAGUUUUAGGGAUCCAAGCAGAAAGUGCUGAACAAGACAACCUGAUCUCAACUUUCACUGGUUUCCAUGUUAUCUGUAAGCUGUUCUACAUUGUUGAUAUUUCCUGUGGCAAUUAUGAGUUUGAA